Molecule: messenger RNA, 1206 nt
Organism: Schistosoma curassoni
Lineage: Eukaryota; Metazoa; Platyhelminthes; Trematoda; Strigeidida; Schistosomatidae
Source: the annotation of a GenBank genome assembly
AUGGUGAAGGAGAGGAAGUAUUAUGAUCUGCUCGGCGUCCCUGUGACCGCAACUGAGGCGGAAAUAAAAAAGGCCUACCGCCAGAAAGCCCUUAAAUAUCACCCGGAUAAAAAUCCGGAUAGCGCAGACAAGUUCAAAGAAAUCUCUCAAGCAUUUAUGGUUCUGAGCGAUCCUGAAAAAAGAGAAUUAUACGAUGCAAGAGGCGAGCAAGGAAUUAAAGAGGGUGGCGUUGAUUCGGGUGGAAUGGCUGACCCAAUGGAUAUAUUCCAAAUGUUCUUCGGGGGUGGUCGUUCUCGCGGACCCCGUCGAGGAAAAGACUGUGUGCACCAGUUGUCAGUGACCUUAGAAGAGCUAUAUAAUGGCAGUGUUAGGAAACUUGGUGUUACGCGAAAGGUUAUAUGUGAUCAGUGCCAAGGUCGUGGUGGCAAGGCGGGUGCCGUUGUAACCUGCCGCACAUGUCGAGGAACAGGCAUCCAGACUCACGUUCGCCAGUUAAACGUCGGGUUCGUUCAGCAGAUACAGACUACCUGCAGUGCAUGCAAGGGCGAAAAAGAAAUUAUUGAUCCAAAGGAUUGUUGCAAAAAGUGUGAAGGCAGAAAAGUUGUCCGCGAAACCAAGGUGAUUGAAGUCCCAAUAGACAAAGGCAUGACUGAUGGUCAAACAAUCAAAUUCCAUGACGAAGGUGAUCGCGAACCGGGCUUAGAACCCGGCGAUCUUAUUAUUACCCUUGAUGAGCAACCGCAUAGCCGUUUCAUCAGACGUCGAAACGACUUGAUACACACUAUAGAAUUAUCACUCUCUGAAGCCUUGUGUGGCUUCCAGCGAACAAUACGAUCAUUAGAUGAUCGGACACUAGUGAUAACUUCCAGACCGGGUGAGGUGUAUACUAAUAAAGAUUUCCGUGCGAUUGAAGGAGAAGGAAUGCCAAGAUACAAAAACCCGUUCGACAAAGGCCGGUUGAUUAUCAAGUUUGACAUAUCAUUCCCGAAGAAUGGCUUUCUUUCUAAAACUCAACUGGAUUCGUUGCGAAAGUUACUUCCUCCACCUACUUGUAUUGAAGAUAUUCCUGAAGAUGCAGAAUCGGUUGAGUUGCAUCCGUUCGAUCCUGAGUUUGAUCACCAGCAACAGGAGCGCCGUGGCGAGGUAUACGAAGAUGUAGAUGGUUCUGAGAGUUCCAAUCCGCGAGUUCAGUGUGCAUCCGCUUAA